AUGCCCACCGCGCCGUCGGUCGCGUCCGGCGCCUCCGUUGGCCAUUCCGAAACCCGCACGUGCGGCGCCUCGUUCCCACUCGCGCAGAUGGCGUUCCCGUUCAGUGGCGAGUGGACGCCGCGCAAGACGCCGUCCACGUCGUCCGGCGCUUCGGCCCCAAUGCCCACCGCGCAGCGCCCGCACAGCCACAGCCACUACAGCACUAGCAACAACCGCACGAACGACGUCGCUACCGGUCCGAUGGCUGCGCUCAUAGGUCCGCGCCCGACCACUGCCGCUGAGCCGACCGACAGUCGCAAUGUGGCGCGACGACUGCGCCGGCAGGUUCCGCACCAGCCCAUCGCCCAGUUGGAACACCACUACCACCAGCGCCAACAGCAGCAGCAGCAGCGUCCGCGACUCGGGACGACUGCUACAGCGAUAGCGUGCGGACCUUCUGCUGCGUCGUUGUCGUCGUCGUCGUCGGCGGCGGCGGCUGUGGCGCUCAGGACACUGCGAGAACUGUCGACGUCGACUGUGACCUGCGGCGCACUGGAGACGUCCGCCGUGCAAAGCCACCGGAGCGUUCGCGCGGGGACCGACUCGCGCAGCGGCAGUCGCGAGCGCCACGAGCCCACCGCUCGUGCGUGCGCAGACAGUGCGAAGCGCACGCCGUACGAGCAGUGGCGCCGCCUGAAGCGCGCGCGCACGGCGAGUGGCAACAGCUGCGCGAGCACGAGCAGCUCCAGCAGCUUUGCGUCGUACGUGGUGAACCCGCAGACGGGACGACACGACUUUGGACUGAGCAGUGGGGACGACGACGACGUCGACAGUGUCACGAGUGGCGUUGACGAGGCGACGGACGGCCACGAGGCACAAGAAGAGCGGCCGCUGUCGUCGUCUGUGCUGCAGCAGAUCGUUGCGCCGUCGCUGCCGCCGCCGCCGUAUCCAGUGGACCCGUACCAUUUCUACUGCAAAGCCACGGGCACGACGACGGGCGCGCGGACGGCCACGGCGCACGUGACGUCGCUGCUCGCGGCGCUGUUUACCGAUUGCGGCAUUGAAGCCAUUUUCCACCCGCUCAAGUGCAAGUUCAAGUGCCUCAAGUACGUGCACUACAGCCACGUGGAGUUUGUCGCACGCGUGUACGCCCACGCGCGCACGCUGCUUGUGGAAUUCCAGCGCCGCAGCGGCAGUGUCUUGCUCUGGGACGGACUGUACCGCAUCUUGCAUCAGAAGUUGGUGGUCAUUGUCGACCCCGCCGCACUGCCGUGCCCGCAGAGCAGCGGUCAAAAACGGGUGGCGCGGAACAGUGUGUCGUCGGCCUUGAGAGAUCGGGCGGUUGGGCCACCGCAUCGCGACAGGGCAUCUACUUUGACGCCAUCGCAGUCUGUCGACCAUGGCACACGGAUCUGGCGAGCACUGUCACUGAAGAAGCCGACGCCCAGCUCGGGCGUGGAAGCGAUGAAGAUCAUGCUCACGUCUCGGUGCCUCGAUGCCAUGCGCGAAGGGUGUGCUGGGCUUGCAGAGCUGACGGAAGACGUGCAGAACUCGUGUCUUGUUGCCCACGCGGAGCUGGUGGUACCGUUGAUUCAAGCGGUCGAAGCUACGGACCUUGGCAUGUCGCGGUGUGCCAUUGGUGCUCUCGCGAAUAUUGCGUGCGCCGUGCCACGGUUUCCAGAGACCGAACUGGUACUGGCACAGCGCACAGCGCAGCAGCUUCGGAUGCAGGCGAUACCGGUGGUGCUCGCGCAAGUUGAGCACGCGAACAAGCAGUCGCUGUUUUCCAUUGAGCUGCUGCGGGAAUGCGCUCGAGCACUUGGAGCGUUUGCUCGAUUGGUGUCGGAAGUUGAGUCGGCGGCGCUCGCUGCGUCCAGUGUACACGAUGAACGUUGCGUGCGCGUUCUUCGUCUGUACGCCAAGCAUCGGGACGCUCAGCUUGCUUCCCAUUGUCGCGCGGCUUUGGAGCAGCUGUAUCGGAACGUGUCGAGUUUGCGCUGUAGUAUAGCAAAUAAGUAA
Molecule: messenger RNA, 1998 nt
Organism: Hyaloperonospora brassicae
Lineage: Eukaryota; Oomycota; Peronosporomycetes; Peronosporales; Peronosporaceae
Source: the annotation of a GenBank genome assembly